Messenger RNA from Durotheca rogersii, 249 nucleotides. Its product is annotated as heavy metal-associated domain-containing protein. The transcript has 2 exons. Gene Ontology annotation, cellular component: cytosol. The record is from RefSeq and is a predicted model, not a curated record. Lineage: Eukaryota; Fungi; Ascomycota; Sordariomycetes; Xylariales; Xylariaceae. Gene Ontology annotation, biological process: copper ion transport. Gene Ontology annotation, molecular function: metal ion binding; copper chaperone activity. The coding region runs from base 1 to 249 and encodes 82 amino acids.
AUGGCUGACCAGGAGCAUACCUACACCUUUAACGUUGCCAUGAGCUGCGGCGGCUGCUCGGGCGCCGUCACUCGUGUGCUCGGCAAGCUCGAAGGCGUCAACAGCUUCACGGUCUCGCUCGAGGACCAGCGGGCCGUCGUCGUCGCGCAGCCGGGGCUCGAGUACAAGACGGUGCUCGACACGAUCAAGAAGACGGGCAAGAAGGUCAACUGGGGCGAGAUCGACGCCGUCCGCGUCGCCGACGAGUAA